AGGAAGAAGAAGCUUUGAAGCAAACUGAAUAAUUCCGUGUCCCUGUAGAUUUUCCACCGGAAUCUCCUUAAUGCACUGAAAAGACCAGAAAUUUCAAUAGCAACUCCGAAGUCUAAUGACACUAGUCUCUCAAAGUCUGAGUAAAGAUUUUGAGUAUUAGGUAUUCUUUGAUUGAACUUGAAGAGUGAGAUUAUUUGAAGUGGGUAUGCUGUAGCUCUGCACUUUCGGUUUCAGGAAAGGAAUACAACAUGGGUUCCAAUCGUAUUCUCUUUGAGUUGCUUUUGUGACCAACCAGGUGCUAAGUUUUUGCUAAAAUUCUUGGUUUUGGUGAUCCUUGUAGAAGAACAUAGCUUCCGGGCAUGGAAAUCAUUUUAUACAAUUCUCCACCAUGCAGUAAUUUGAACCUGAAAUUAGCAAGGAAAAGCUUCAAUGCACAGCAAGUAAAGCUUACAUCUUUUAGAAGAAGUAGGAUUCAUUGCAGAAGAGGGUCUAUUGGAUCUUCUGAUAAAAGACAUCCUUGCUUAAAGACUUACUAUCAUGGGAAGGGUUCUAGGUGCUCAAAGUCAAAGGUGUUCAGUGGAAACUUCAAUGGGUAUGUCAUUGGAAAUAAAGAGGAUGUGGGAAGUAUGCCAGAAACUGGGGAAUCAGUGGGUAGGGUUUUGAUUCCUGGGUUGCCAAGUGACUCUGAUGGUGAAUAUGAGGCUCCAGUAAGCAGUUGUUUUUGGGAAUGGAAACCUAAGAUUAAUGUGCAUUAUGAGAAAUCAGGUUGUGAGAAUGUGAAUUCUCCACCUAUAUUGUUUCUUCCUGGUUUUGGUGUUGGUACUUUUCAUUUUGAGAAGCAACUCAAGGAUUUGGGACGUGAUUAUAGAGUAUGGGCAAUCGACUUUCUUGGUCAGGGCUUGUCGUUGCCACUUGAAGACCCAACUUCACAAUCUAAGGUGGAGAGCUCCUCUACGGGGAAGGAUCUUGUGUGGGGAUUUGGAGAUAAAACUAAACCGUGGGCCAGCAAACUGGUUUAUUCUAUGGAUUUAUGGCGAGAUCAAGUUCGCUAUUUUGUAGAGCAGGUGAUUGGAGAACCAGUCUAUAUUGUGGGGAAUUCUCUAGGAGGAUUUGUUGCAUUAUACUUUGCAGCAUGCCAUCCUCAAUUGGUGAAUGGUGUUACACUACUUAAUGCAACUCCUUUUUGGGGAUUUCUACCUAAUCCCAUAAGAUCUCCAAGAUUAGCAAGGUUAUUUCCAUGGUCUGGAACAUUUCCCCUGCCAGAAAGUGUGAGAAAGUUGACAGAAUUUGUUUGGCAGAAAAUAAGUGAUCCUGAAAAUAUUGUAGAAAUACUGAGACAGGUUUACGCAGAUCAUUCCACAAAUGUUGACAAAGUAUUUUCUAGAAUUCUUGAGACAACGCAACAUCCUGCUGCUGCUGCAUCAUUUGCUUCAAUUAUGUUUGCUCCUCGAGGAGAACUAUCAUUUAGGGAGGCUUUAUCCAGGUGUCACAUGAACAAUGUUCCCCUCUGUCUCAUGUAUGGAAAAGAAGACCCCUGGGUGAAACCCAUCUGGGGCCUUCAGGUUAAGAAGCAGGUGCCUGAAGCUCCAUACUAUGAGAUCAGUCCAGCUGGUCAUUGCCCUCACGAUGAAGUUCCUGAGGUUGUGAAUUACUUGCUUCGUGGGUGGAUCAAAAGCCUGGAAUCCCAAGGUUCAGUUUCAUUACCCCUGCUUGAUGAUGCUGAUGGUAUUGAGGAUGACAUUGCCAAGGAUUUGGAAUUCAUAAGAGAAGGUUCAAAAAUAACAGUGAGAGUGAGAUUCUUGGGAUCCAGCUUCUCAUUCUGGAACCGGAUAAUAUCACAAAUUAAAUCUCAAUAACACAGAAAACUUUAGCUCUGUCCAUGAGAUGAUGUAAAUUCCUAUAUGCUUCUCCUUCUCUCUUACUAUUCUAUUCAAUGAUUCAAUCAUAUAAAUGUAUUGAGUUGUAAAUGUUUUUCCAUUAGUUCUGUUUAAUGAAUUUUCUCCAUUUUC
Molecule: messenger RNA, 2009 nt
Organism: Rubroshorea leprosula
Lineage: Eukaryota; Viridiplantae; Streptophyta; Magnoliopsida; Malvales; Dipterocarpaceae
Source: the annotation of a GenBank genome assembly